AUGCGCUCUCUUUUUCGCAGUUCCCCGCUCGCUCGGUGGACUGUAUACCAGCGCGCUUUACAACCAACAAUUCGCAACAUGAGCACUCCACCUACUACUGAAGUGCUAUAUGCGCUGACCGUGGCGCGCUCGCCGGCUAGGCCUAGCCCAGAGGAUGUACUGUUGAAAAGCCAUCAUACAGCAACAGGAUUCAGAAAUCCGUGGGAAUCUUUUCGCGAUAUGGAUUUUAAAGACAUCAUGCAAAUGUUGAUCUCUCGUCGAUUGACCGGCAAAGCGAAUGCGCCCGACACAACUCCACCAACAGUCACCGUUCGCAAACCCGAAUUCCUUCCCGACCGAGACACCCCAAAGCUCCGGGCGACAUGGCUCGGACAUGCGUGCUACUAUGUCGAGUUUCCAAGCGGUCUCCGAGUCCUAUUUGAUCCAGUCUUUGAAGCGCGAUGUGGACCAUGCUGCGGGCCAUACGCUCUUGGACCAAAGCGCUAUACUGAACCUGCAUGCCAAGUCAAGGAUAUUCCUGUUAUCGACGCGGUGGUUAUCUCUCACAAUCAUUAUGAUCAUCUAUCCUACCCAACAAUCUCGGAGAUCGCGAAACGGCAUCCCAAUUGUCAUUUCUUCGCCCCACUCGGCAACAAGUCUUGGUUCCACAGCUCAGGCAUCCAAAAUGUGACUGAGUUGGACUGGUGGGAUGAACGUGAUAUUGCAAUGUCACCCAAAGAAGAACAAAGCCUGCAGGUCGAAUCGGUUGGGCAAGCUUCUGCCAUGGCAGAUAUCAAAGCGCGCAUCAGUUGUUUGCCCUGUCAGCAUGUCACUGCCCGCAGUCCUUUCGACAAAUACAAAACACUAUGGGCGUCCUGGUCCAUUGAGUCUGGUGGUAGCAAGGUUUAUUUUGCUGGUGAUUCGGGGUACAGAGCAGUGGAGGAGCUACCCGAAGGAGAGGAUGAUUGGGAUCCCAAAUACGAUUUCCCCAUUUGUCCUGCUUUCAAACAGGUAGGUGAGUUCAGAGGACCAUUCGAUCUUGGUUUGAUCCCCAUUGGAGCGUAUGCUCCGCGUCAUAUUUUCAGCGCAGCCCAUUCAGAUCCCCGUGAUGCUGUUCAUAUCUUCCAAGAUACCAAGUGCAAGAAGGCCUUGGGUAUGCAUUGGGGGACUUGGGUUCUUACCGAGGAGGAUGUACUUGAACCUCCCAAGAAGCUCAAGGAUGCAUUGAAGAAGCAUGAUCUUCCUGAGACUGGUGUCUUUGAUGUGUGUGAUAUUGGAGAGAGCCGCGAGUUUUGA
Penicillium paradoxum is the source of this 1275-nucleotide messenger RNA. RefSeq lists its product as uncharacterized. The record is from RefSeq and is a predicted model, not a curated record. Gene Ontology annotation, molecular function: zinc ion binding; N-acylphosphatidylethanolamine-specific phospholipase D activity. The coding region runs from base 1 to 1275 and encodes 424 amino acids. Lineage: Eukaryota; Fungi; Ascomycota; Eurotiomycetes; Eurotiales; Aspergillaceae. Gene Ontology annotation, cellular component: cytoplasm; membrane-bounded organelle. The transcript is spliced from 4 exons. Gene Ontology annotation, biological process: N-acylethanolamine metabolic process; N-acylphosphatidylethanolamine metabolic process.